This is a messenger RNA of Oncorhynchus kisutch (coho salmon), 2046 nucleotides long. RefSeq names its product myosin heavy chain, embryonic smooth muscle isoform-like. Bases 256 to 891 code for a protein of 211 amino acids. The transcript is spliced from 5 exons. The record is from RefSeq and is a predicted model, not a curated record. NCBI's taxonomy places the organism in Eukaryota, Metazoa, Chordata, Actinopteri, Salmoniformes, Salmonidae. Gene Ontology annotation, cellular component: myosin complex; bicellular tight junction.
UUUGUGGGUGGUUAUUUUCAGUCUUUGUGUGUCUGCACCAGACAGAACUGAUCUGAUACAGAUCGAACAUAGCUUUGCAAUGGCUGUUAGGAGGACCUUUGAAAAGGAGAGCUGCACACUCUAGCGCAGACUCAGUCAUUUAAUAACCUAAUAUCCAACCUUUCCGACCGACAAGCUGUCUUCCUCAGCGCAUACUUUUAGGAGCACCUUAACACAGAUGGAUCUAUUAAUCUCUGACCGUACCUCAUUGAAAAGAUGGACACCCUGACCCUGGAGCUUGUGGCAGAGCGCAGCAUGACCCAGAAGAGUGAGAAUGCGCGCCAGCAGCUGGAGAGGCAGAACAAGGACUUGCGGGCCAAGCUGGGCGAGCUGGAGGGCUCCGUGAAGAGCCGGUUCAAGGCCUCCACCUCCGCCCUGGAGGCCAAGAUACUGCAGCUGGAGGAGCAGCUGGAGCAGGAGGCUAAGGAGCGAGCAGCGGCCAAUAAGCUUGUGAGACGGACAGAGAAGAAGCUGAAGGAGGUGUGCAUGCAGGUGGAGGACGAGCGCCGCCAUUCCGACCAGUACAAGGAACAGAUGGAGAAGGCUAACUCUCGCAUGAAGCAGCUGAAGAGGCAGCUUGAGGAGGCUGAGGAGGAGGCCACACGUGCCAACGCCUACCGCAGGAAGCUGCAGAGGGAGCUGGACGAUGCCACUGAGGCCAGCGAGGGUCUCAGCCGUGAGGUCAACACACUCAGGCGUGGAGGCCCCAUCAGUUUCUCCUCCAGCCGCUCAGGCAGGCGUCAGCUGCAGUUGGAGGGAACAUCGCUCGACCUCCUAUCCGACGAUGAGGUGGAAAACAAGACCACGGACGCCAAUGCCAACGAGACGCCAGCAGCUCCCCAACCAGAGUAGACACGCUCUCUCCAGCCCACACGCAGCAUGGCCUCCGCCCCCACAAACCUUACCCCUGUCCUCCUAACCCCAGACACCAGCAGUGGACCCCACUACUCUGCCUUACCCUUCUAUGGCAAGCUGCAGGGCCAAGCAAAUCCAUCAUCUCCUCUAUAUGAAUAUACCGCACAUCAAGCCUUGGAUUCGUUUUUUAACAUCAAUUGCAGAUAAAAGUGCAUUUAAAUUGCAUAGGAGUCUGAGUGUGCAUAGGCACUCGAAAACAAAUAGCAGGAGUUUACCAUAAUUAUGUUAAGCUACUUCCCUGGAACAGCCAUUAGAAUCAAACAGCCCUCUAGCUAGAAUUAACCACUGUCAUUUCAGCUGGUUUACUGGCACACAGGUGGACGACUGCACACAAGUCGGUAAAAACAUGUGUCUUUCAUGAUUGUACAGUAUUGGACCAGGAAAUGUAAAACAAAGCACAGCAUAAGCGAGGGAAUUAUUUUUAAAUGGUAGCCUAAAUGAUGAUCCCACCAAAUGUUUUCAUCAAAACCACCACUGUCAUACAGAUACUGCAAUCCACUUAGUUUAGUAUAAAAAUAACUAUGUGAAUAACUCCUUAGUAGCAGGUUUGUAGUAAAUUAGAUUGUACCACGCCAUGUUGCCUCAGCAUUCCCCCUAUAUAUAUGACCAGCAAAAGACCCUGUUAACUUUACCAAUAUAACCUUGUCCAAUAACCCACCAUUUUAUAUUUGACAUAUCAAUCUACUUUAAGUGGUGUACGAUAAUGUGUGGAAUUAGUUUUGUCAGACUUGGAACAAAGGCCCUUUUUUUUAGAAAGACAGCCCAAAUGUGUGCUUGACUGUCACACCCUGACCAUAGUUUGCUUUGUAUGUUUGUAUGUUUUGUUUGGUCAGGGUGUGAUCUGAGUGGGCAUUCUAUGUUGGAUGUCUUGUUUGUCUGUUUCUGUGUUUGGGCCUGAUAUGGUUCUCAAUCAGAGGCAGGUGUUAGUCAUUGUCUCUGAUUGGGAACCAUAUUUAGGUAGCCUGUUGGGUUUUGUGGGUGAUUGUUCCUGUCUUUGUGUUGGUUACACCAGAUAGGGCUGUUUUCGGUAUUUCACGUUUCUUGUUUUUGUAUAUUGUUCUAUUUUCAUCUUUAUUAAAGAUGUAUCACAAU